Octopus bimaculoides (California two-spot octopus) is the source of this 2705-nucleotide messenger RNA. RefSeq lists its product as uncharacterized. The record is from RefSeq and is a predicted model, not a curated record. NCBI's taxonomy places the organism in Eukaryota, Metazoa, Mollusca, Cephalopoda, Octopoda, Octopodidae. Gene Ontology annotation, biological process: smoothened signaling pathway. Gene Ontology annotation, cellular component: plasma membrane protein complex; ciliary membrane.
GGGACAUAUCUUCAACUCAGUUUUUAGAAAAACAAGUUGAAAUCAUGAGAUGUGAAGCUUACACCAAAAUUCCAGUCGAUUUGGUUCAUAAAAUGAUAGAGAGACAGGAAAUCUCUCCACAAGCUGGAUAUAAGAUUAUUAAAGAAUUCCGUUGUAAAACUGAAGAAUUUAUUCAAAGUCUGAAUAAAGAAUUUCAGAUUGCCAAGCAGGAAGUUCAUAGAGAAAUUACUCUCAGAAAUAAGGCAGAGAUAGAAAAGCUUCACGCUGAACGAAGGAAAGCAAUCGAAGCUCUACAGAAAAAACAAGGCAGCAGAGAAGAGAUGAUUAAAAUUCAGAAGGAAUAUGAAGACAAAGAGAAGGAUUUAGUGAUACAACUGGAAUUGAAACAAGAACAUGAUAUGUAUGCACUGAACAGGGAAUUCGAUUUAAAAAAACGAAAAGGACUAAAGGAUUUAGAAGAAGAAUUGUUGAAUUUGGUUCGGGAAGAAUCUUCAUUAUUAUUGGAAAAAUACGAAUGGUUGAAAGAAGAAUCAGAAAGAAAACAAGCAGAAUUUCAGAAAAUCAUAGAAAAUAUUGCGACAUAUGAAAAUGCAGUUCUUGAGGAAAGACACCAAAAACAUCAAGCCAUGUUUGAAAUUUCUAAUAACCAGGAAGUUGAUUACAGAUAUUUACUCAAUAAAGCCGUCGCCAACCAAAAGGGAAUACUUCAAAAACUGAAACAAGAAAAGAUAAUUACCGAUAAUGAAAGCGACCAAUUUUGUACGGAGUUGCAUCAGGAAUUACGAAGAAUUAAAGACGAAUUCUCGGAGAAGAGAGUUGCGAAAGAGAAAGAAUUACACACGGAGCUGUCACUCGAGAAAAAACGCAUUCUAGAAGAUUUGGAGAAUAAACAUAAUAGAGAAAUUGCUGAUUUGGAGGCGAAGUUUAAACAACAGAAUGAUCUGGAUGAACUGACCAGAAUAAUCGAACUGAAAAGGACAAAAUCCAAUCAGAGAAUUGAAUUGAUGAAAACAGAAAUAUCGUUGGAUGAGAAACACGUUCACGCAUUGAAUGAGUUACGUGAGAAAAUAUCACAGGAAAGCAUAGCAGAGUACGAGAAAGCCUUAGAAAAUAUGAUCAGAUCAAUGAAAAAGCCAGAGUGUGAAGAUGUUGUGGAUGGCUAUGUCAAUAAUUAUAGACAAGACAUACAAAAUCUGGAGAGAAAGCAACAAGAAGAAAGAAAAGAAUACACUAUCAAAGUAAACGAAAAACUGUCUCAGAAGCAAAAAGAAUCUUUAGAACAGAAUGAAGAAGAGAAAGAAAGCCUAGAGAGGAUGAGUGAAAACAGAGCAGAGGUCGUUGAAGAGUUGUUGAAAAUCCAAGACAGUAUGUCAGAUGAAAAUCGCAAAAGGAUACUGGAUGAACAUGAAAUGCAGAAAAUGCGAUUCGAGAAAAGCUUAACUCUGAAUAAACUACGUCAACAAAGUCUUCUUGAGGAGAAACUCGCAAUGAAAAGGAAACAGAAAAUCGAUAACCUAGAGAAACAGCAAGCAUUGGAAGCAAAAUCAGGUGACACAAAUACUGAGUGUGGCGACGCAAAUGAUGGCAUGAAUGAACGCUCAACAACCACGGAUAGAGACUUGUAUACACCUGAGAUCGAUGAGAUCAACUUAUCUUCCGAAAUUGAAGAGAUCAACAAGAGUCUCCUGAAGCAGAGAGAAAAAGCAAAACAAGAACAAGAGGAAAAACUUGGAGAAACUAUUGCGAGACUAAAUUUGGAGAAGGCGAAACAGAUGUGCUUGCUUGAGGAAAAGGCCCGAGCGAUUGAUGGUAUGAAUACUAUGUUGAUGGAAGACAUGCGGGUCAACGGUGAUGCUGAAUCUCAAAAGAUAAUUGAGGAACAUACCAAGAAACAACAAAAGCUGCAACAAGAAUCUGAAGAAAAGAAAAAGAAAUUUGACGAGGAACUCACGAAGAAACUUGAAGUGAGGAAGAUUCAGAGAGAAACAACAUUAACUGAAAAACAUGAAAAGGAAAUUCGAGAUGUUUUAAGCAAAGCCCCGAAUAAAACAGCAGCAAUUAUUAAGAAAGUCGUUCUGAUGAACAAACAUAUUUUAGAACGAGAACGUUUCAUAAAUCAGAUGAAUGUUCAAUUGAAACAGAAUAUAGAAGAACUCAGUCAGCAGUCUGAUAUUAAGAUACAAACAGACUUACAGAUGAACGAAGUAAAAUUAAUCCUUAGUCUCCUUGCAAUGAACAAAAUCAAACGCGAAGAAAUAUUCAAAGCGAUAAAAAUUCCUGUUGAGUUAAAGAAUCUCAUCAAUGAAAUCCAGAACUCUAAGAAUGGAUCUGAACUACCAGAAGAAAGAAAUUCGGUUUUAGAGACUAAAAUCCAUGAUCUUGUGGUGAAAAAUACAGAAUCACAGAAAACAAACGACGGAGAUAAUAAAAAGUAUUUUGUGUUGCCAGAGAAAUUACAGUUCGAAAGAUACAAUUUUACUCCACUUCGAGAAAAAAAUGGCUCAAACAACCAAAACGAGGUGAAGUGUUGCUGGUGUUUUCUGUCCAAUAAAUAUCUCAGUGUUAAUUCUUUGUGCUUCUUUUAUACCAUAGAAGUUCUUUUUCUCUUGCUUUUGUUGUUGCUGUGGGGUUUUUUUUAUCAUUGGUUUUCGUGUGGCUACAGUUGUUGUUCUCGCUGUUAUUGUUGUUGAUGAUAAUAUAGUUAU